AUGGCGACCAUUCCUGACGCGCUCGGCUUGCGACGCCGUAUCACCAAUAGCGGACAUGAACGCCUCGAACCUCCGCAAGGACCUGCACAUGAGUCUCCUGGGAACGCGGAAGGCUCGCCGCGACGGAGUCAGACGGCUGAACUCUGGCUCCAAUCGCGCCUGGUGUCUGCCAAUCCACCCGUCCACCUUCCGGCAGGUGAUGAUAGGGCGUUCACUUUCGCCAAUGUUCGCAUUGCGGCGCAACUCGUAUACCUUUCCGUCCCUCGCCUACUCAACAUCAUUCUGGGCGGUAAGGAGCUGCGCAUGGCAAUCUACGUUCUAGGCAUCAUAUCGCACGGGAUACUGCCCACGGUAAAAAUAUGGUCAACCAGUCGCUUGCUCGAUCUGGUCCAGGCGAGUUUCGUAUCUGGCGGUAUGGUCGACCGCGGCGAAGUCAUCCGGGUUGCGGCCCUUGCGACGUUGAUGGCGGUGGGCGACGAUGUUUUGCGCUUUUUGCUGCGCAAUAAUAGUACGGUCGUUCAGCUCCAUCUUGAUACUGUCCUACAACGCGCAUAUCUGGCCACACAGCUCUCCCUCUCCAUCCCCUCUUUGUCUGGUCCUUUCAUUUCCGCGCUCACCGGCGAGGCCAGCAUCUUUGUCGGGUGGGAAACGCGGACCGUCCAGAACAGCGACGGUACAUCCAGCCAACGAGGGUUUUCCGGACCCUCGGAUGCCCUGGAUUUCGUGUCCCACCUACUGAUCAAUCUUGUCCUGAUGGUUUCGCAGGUAUACCUCGUUCACCGGACACUCACUUCCAAGGCCGCAUUAGGAGCGGGCUGGUCAUCUUACCUGCUUAUCUUCCUUGCAAUCACCCCAGCCCUUCUUCAUACUGUUGGCCGACUGGCCCGUCCUGAUGACAAGAGUCAGUGGCGCAGGUAUUAUCGACAGGCUCGGGAUGCGGAGAAAGAUGUGCGAAAGCUAGGCAGCAGCGGGGGCUACAAGCAGGAGGUCGUUCUCUUUGGCUUGAAGGACUGGAUAUUGGCCAGGUGGGACCGUGCUCGCAGUGCAAUUGAAGAGGGCAAGAUAACUUCUGACCGUCAAUCCAAGGGGUACGAUAUAACGUUGAGCGUCAUCGAGGAGGGAAUUCAGAUGGGCUUCUAUACCGCGGAGGCUCUCCUAAAUACGAUUCGUAGGCUAUCAGACACUUCAAAACAAGUCUACCGCCUUAUCUUCCUCAUUGCCGCUUACGUCGAAGCCAUUGACCUCCCUCUUCAAGGUCACAUCAUCCACUCGUCACAACCUCACAGCAGCGAGUUCAUCGAUUACGAAACACAGCGCGUCCACGGGGGUAUGGGUCUCAUUGCUCGCGAUCUUACCUUUCGAUACCCCAAAGCCGACAAGGACGUUAUACACGAUAUCAACCUCAUCAUCCCGCCAGGUACGACCCUCGCGAUUGUCGGCGUGAAUGGGGGCGGCAAGACCACUCUCGUCGAGGCUUUGAUGGGGUUAUACAACCACCAGGGGUCGGUCCUCCUCAACGAUCUUCCUAUCGCCAGCUACGACCCAACGACGCUCCACCGCCGCAUGUCUUGUCUAUUUCAAGACUUCUGCAAAUACUCCUUCACCCUGCGCGAGAAUGUCGGGAUUGGCAAUGUGGACAAGAUGGAGGACGACGAGGAACUGAAAGAGGCGAUAGAGCUCGGAGACGCGGCGGGAGGGGACGAUAUCCAGUUCAAGCCCGCCAAUAAACCUCAAGUGGCGCCCAAGGGUUCGUGGGAAAAGCUGGCUGCUCGGCUAGGUGGAGUGUUCGCUCGCACGAAGACUCCUGGAGGGACAACGAUACCGCUCGCGAACCGUGACGACCCAAAUCCUGAAGAUGUCCCUUUGUCGGCGAUUCCGGCCGAAGCUCCGCAGGCACAAGGACAACUUGCCAGUCUCAGCGGGGGCCAGUGGCGACGCCUGGGUCUCGCUCGUGCGUCUAUGAGGGCGAGUGAGGCGGAUCUUAUUGUCUUCGACGAACCGUCCGCUAGCCUUGACCCACAGGCAGAAGCUCAGCUCUUCGACCGGAUCCAUGCUCUGAGCCACCAGAACGGCCGGCGAUGCACUACAAUCUUCACAUCGCACCGCUUCUCCACGGUCAAACGAGCCGAUCAGAUUGCAGUCGUGGAGGAUGGGACGAUCUUGGAGUGCGGGUCGCAUACUGAACUGAUGGCGAAAGAAGGGCGCUACGCUGAGCUGUACAAUCUACAGAAGGCGGGCUUCGAGGAUUGA
Dioszegia hungarica is the source of this 2250-nucleotide messenger RNA. RefSeq names its product P-loop containing nucleoside triphosphate hydrolase protein. The transcript is spliced from 9 exons. The coding region runs from base 1 to 2250 and encodes 749 amino acids. The record is from RefSeq and is a predicted model, not a curated record. Gene Ontology annotation, molecular function: ATP binding; ATP hydrolysis activity; ATPase-coupled lipid transmembrane transporter activity. Gene Ontology annotation, biological process: transmembrane transport. Lineage: Eukaryota; Fungi; Basidiomycota; Tremellomycetes; Tremellales; Bulleribasidiaceae.